GCUGUUUUGAGGGGGAGAAGGAGACUCCUUCACUCUUCUUUACCUUGUCUUCUGUUUUUGGGGCGAUAUCAAGCACAUUUACUGACUCAAGGUUUCAGGUGGAUAGUUGUGUUUUUAAACCUCGUAUCUGAGCAGCAGGGAGGAACAAACUGUGAGGAGAUCCGCUUCCGCUUUAGAGCUUGUUAGUUAGCUUUAUAUUAGCCAGCAGCUACCAGUAGAUUUACGGCUUAUAUCCGCGGCUCCCCUGCCAAGUAGACAGGCUAAAGCUGGAUGCGCUGGCCGGACACAAUGCUCUGGUUAGUUUUCCACAGUCUCAGUAUUGACUUUGGUAAAUAACUCAGCACAUUAGUAACAAAUCAGCGCAAUCGUAGCUUGGUUUGAGCUCAGCCUGUUUGGUUUUGGCCUGUUUCAUUGUCUCCGAUCAUCGAAAGAAAAAAAGAGAAAAAAAAUCACACACACACAAGUUGUUUUUUAGUGUGGGCAGGUUGUUGUUAGGUUAAGUCAGCCGUGUUAUCAACUGUCGUUAUGGCACAACACGAUUCCUCUCAUGUAGCCAGCUCACAGAAAGCACUCAUGUUGGAGAUGAAGAGUCUUCAGGAGGAGCCUGUCGAGGGAUUCAAAAUAACACUGGUGGACGAGGCAGAUCUGUACAACUGGGAAGUGGCCAUUUUCGGACCCCCCAACACUCAUUAUGAAGGGGGAUACUUUAAGGCUCGGAUCAAGUUCCCUAUAGACUACCCGUACUCCCCACCUGCCUUCCGGUUCCUCACAAAGAUGUGGCACCCAAACAUCUAUGAGAAUGGAGAUGUGUGCAUUUCUAUAUUGCACCCUCCAGUGGAUGACCCGCAGAGUGGAGAGCUGCCUUCAGAGAGAUGGAAUCCCACCCAGAAUGUCCGGACCAUUUUGCUGAGUGUGAUCUCGCUGCUGAAUGAACCCAACACCUUCUCUCCUGCCAACGUGGACGCCUCCGUCAUGUACCGCAAAUGGAGGGACAGCAAAGGCAAGGACAGGGAAUACGUUGAGAUCAUCAGGAAGCAAGUGUUGGCUACCAAGGCCGAGGCUGAGCGUGAUGGCGUGAAGGUGCCAACCACACUAGCCGAGUACUGCGUCCGCACACGCGCCCCACCUCCCGACGAAGGCUCUGACCUCUUCUAUGACUAUUACUAUGACGAUGACGACGUGGAGGACGGAGAUGGCGACUGCUGCUACGAUGAAGACGACUCGGGCAAUGAGGAGUCUUGACGUGCUUCUUUUGUUUAUUUGUUUUUUAUUUGUUACAGCACGCCCCUAUGUCUAGCUGACAUAUGCUACACCCCGUUUUUCUGCCCAGGUUGUCAUAAAUUCUAGGUGUACAACCUGAGAAAGUUUUGACGCCUCCCACCUUUUAAACCAAUGAAAAGAGCUGUUUUUUCUUUAGCUUCUGAACUCUUUUCGGAGGCUGAAAUCGAUGCAUCGUUGUGGAAGGGUCUGACCUGGUAAGAUUUGCACCAGCACAAAAAAAAGUCAUCAGUUCAAAGAAUUUAGCAAACUUUUUUUUUUUUUUUUCAUCAUCAUCACAGAAAACCUUACUUUGAGACCUUCAGAUAUUGCUUUAUAGAUUUAAGAUGUUCACUCCCCUGUACAGUAUAAGAUGUUGUGGGUUAAUACCACUUUCAACAACAGCAACAUUUGCACUGGUGCAAACUUUUCUCAGCCUCUUUCUCGCAUAUCUUUAUUUCCUUAAUUGUAACUGGGUUUUGCUCACCAGUAGUUGGUCUCAGCAACCGACAGAAGAUCGAGGACUUGAAGCAGCCUGUUGGUGUCGAACAGUGUAACUGCAAACUGCAAUACAUUGAAUCAGACAUUUCAAAGUCUCGCCGUCUGUCUUGCUCCAGUAAGGACGGGACAUCAUGGGACAGUGUUUUCAACAUUCUUGUGCAUGCCAGAACAUCUCGGAAGCUUUUUGUCUCUUUUACUGGUGGACUGUUUACCCACAUCAUGAUCUGUUUUCAGCUGGGUGAUAACAAAAACUUGCGACGAUGGAGAUCCUAGAGAACUCUCUAUGUGGAUGCCAGCUGGGUCAGUGAGGUCAAAUCCUCAUGUGAACAUUUUUUGGCAACAUGAAAUUGAUCUUUGCUGUGUUCUUCUGGUUACUGUUUGAUGUGUUUCUGUCAUUUUGAGUGUGGGGUUUUGUUAUUUGAAUUAGCUCAGAUAAAGAGCCAUGUAGGGUGUUUUUUGGGGAGGUGGGCAGAACUAAUUACUGAUCAGAAAUAUAUUUCUCCUCAGGUUGGCUCUCUGAGAGACCUGAUGGAGCCAAAGACUAAAGCAGCGUAAAAAGAAAGCCCCAAACAUUUUAUGAAUGUUUGUUAUAUUCUCGUCUUUGUUUUCUGUUUGCUCUAGCUUUGUUACUUUAGCCUCUUUCUUUGGUUAGACAUUAUGCUUGCAAUCUUUGCUUGAGAAUGAUUUAUGUGAUGAGAUUAUUUGGUUUGACUGGCAAAAAAAAAAAAAAAAGCUUCUGUAGAGAAUUUUCUGUCAAAAGUUGUUGCAGUAUCGGUAAGGAUUAUCAGUUUUUCAGCCCUGGAAGUGAAAAAGAACAAGGCCACCGUGUUUUAAUGUUCUUUGUGUUAGUGGAGAGUGGACGAGUUUUGAUAUAUUUUUUUAGAGUGUAUGGGUAUCCUCUGUGUGUAUUUUGCAUCAGCAAUAUUGAUUGUUUAAUUUACUCAAAUUGGACUUCACACUGAAUUUCUCAGGAUAAUAAAAAAACAAUUAAGGUAAGCAAUUAUUUUCCUCUUCUAGGUGGUCUUCAGAGUUGGUUUACAGCCUCAACAGGAACCAUAAUCUGAUAUGCACAUGUACGGAUGAUCAGCUUGUUGUUUUAUUCACCUGUGUUUACUUUUUAUUUUCAGCUAUUUAAAACAAAAAUAAAGAUUUAUUGGGGAAAAAAA
Messenger RNA from Scomber japonicus (chub mackerel), 2924 nucleotides. It is a transcript of the gene cdc34b, whose product is annotated as cell division cycle 34 homolog (S. cerevisiae) b. Bases 526 to 1242 code for a protein of 238 amino acids. Gene Ontology annotation, biological process: ubiquitin-dependent protein catabolic process; protein polyubiquitination. The record is from RefSeq and is a predicted model, not a curated record. The transcript is spliced from 5 exons. Gene Ontology annotation, molecular function: ubiquitin conjugating enzyme activity. Lineage: Eukaryota; Metazoa; Chordata; Actinopteri; Scombriformes; Scombridae.